AUACAUAUAUAUAUUACAAAUCAAUACACAUCGACAUUUUUUGCUCGAUGUAUAUAUUGCUAUUCAUGUUAAUUAGAGUGAAACAACCUAUAUUACUUAAAAAUACGAAUUAAUUUAGAGAAUUUUCAUUGUUCGAUAAAGUUACACUGUUAUUAUUCUUUAUUUUUAAAUAAUAUUGCAAAUUUUUAAUAAAAAUAAUAACUAGUUAACAAUAGUUGAUUUUAUCGUCAACUAUAAAUUGAGUUGUUUUUCAGAAAUAUUCGCGUAGUUAACCCGAUGUAAAUACAACAAAUAAAUAAAUACAAAAAGUACAAUAAAUCGACUGUUAUAAAUAGUAAUUAUUAUAUAGCAUUAGCUUGACGUGUAAAUUGCGUCAGAUUGUAAUGUACGAGUACAGAUAAAUGUUUCUCUCUCGAUGUGACACAAUUGAGUUGGCUGUUAAUUUAACAAGUUUCAUUCCAAGUGAUACGAAAUAUAAACAAAAUAAUCAAAAUGACAACAAUAAAUAAACCGUCAAAAGAAAUGACACAAUCUGUGUGUGCACAGAUGGAAAGCUCAAUGACAGAUGGAAAUUCUAGAUGUGAAUCGCCGAAACGUGGUACAACACUUUCAACUAGUACCAGUAGUUUUGAAGCUCUUGAUCCUCAUGAUCCAAAUUUAAGUCGUUUAGCUAAUACAAUGUUUCAAAAAACUGGUGAGUAUUUACAAGAAGAACUCACCGCUACUCAUGCUGAUUAUCGUUUACUGGAACGGCUAAAUAAAGAGACUAUUGCUAAGUAUACAGAAUUAAAGACAAUAUCGUCAAACGUUUCAAUAUCAUUGGAUUCUUUAAAUGAAAAAUAUAAAAAUUUACGGCCUAUAUUGGAGAAUAUUGAUCAAAUUGAUGACAGUGUCAAUAAAUUAGAGCAAGCAGCUUAUAAGCUAGAAUCGUAUUCUAAGCGAUUAGAAGCAAAGUUUAAAGAUCUAGAAAAAGAUUUGAAAAAGAAUGAAAAUCUUCACGUUCGUAAACAAUGUAUAGAUAAUGUAACGAAAAGUAACGUUACAACUGGAAAUAAGUCCACUUUAUAAUCUGAUACUAAUUACUGCAUAAUAUAAGAUAUUUAAAAUUUGUUACAAACAUUAAUAUAUAGUCUUGAAUAUAGCUGAAUAAUAGUUGUUCAUUUUUAAGUUACUUAUUUUAAUUGAGAUUAACACGUUGACUGCCAGCACUUUUUACGUGACUUUUCUACCACGCCUACACUUUUUUUCUAUUAUAGGAUGCAUAUUUUGUUGAUAUCUUUUUACAACUGAUAAACGACGUUGUAUUAUUGUGUUUUAUCUAUUUUUUAUGGUGAGGUUACCGGUGACCGUCGAGGCGUUGUAGACCAUUUUAUGAUUAUUAGUUCCUUCUAAAUACCGAUAAAAUUGAGAAAUUUAUAGCAACGAAUAAUUCCUGACCGUGAAGAUUGAUUCUUCUAUGUGCAGAGGACAUAUACAAAGACCAAAGGAACCAAGUUUCAUGAAAAAAUAUAUUAUAUUUACUCAGUUUAUAAUAGUCAUAAUCCCCUUUGAAGAACCUCCAACGGAUUUUUUUAUAUUUUUUAUUUUCUUUGAAAUUUUAUCUUUGUUUGCAAGAAUCUGAAAAUGGAUAGUUUUCAACAAGUAUUUAUGUUGUAAAUUUAAUUGUGUUAUAGAAACAAGUAACUCCUAAUUUUCCUUGUAAUAAAAAAAUUAUUUUUGCAUGCUCUGUAUGUCAUAGUUUCUUCAAAUCCUUAUAAAAACAAUGAUAUUAUUUAAAAAUUUAUCAGAAUCGAUAUUUACUCUAAUUAUGUACUUUUACUAUCAGUCUUGUUGAGGUCACUGGUGACCUCACGGCAGUUAACGUGUUAACAAAGUAUAUUUGUGCUUGCAUUUACUUAAAAAAAAAUUAAUAAUAAAUAAAGUUAAUAAAUAAUUACAAAAAAAUUAGAUUGUAAAAUUAAAGUCCACAGUUUAAUUAUAUGAAUCAUGAUCAUUGGUGUUCACAUUUCUAUGCAAAUAAAAGAUGUUAAAAUGUAAGAAAGUGAAAAUUUAGUAUCUCUAUAGUUCUAUGCUUUAACACAUGUUUUUACACAAUUAUUAUGAAGUACUUAUAAAUAAUUAUGCACCAACAUUAACAUACUAUUUUAAUGCACUUAGCUGUUUCAUUUAUCUUAGAUUUCCGUAUAUUUUUUGUAUAUAGAUGUCAAAAACAAUAUUUGAUUUUCUAUUAGACAAAAUAAGAUUUAACACAUUUGCAUAUAAUAGCUAACUUAUUUUCUAUAAAAAUCAUUUUUUAACUUAAUCUAGAAUUUCGACAUUGUCAUUUAAAAACAAAGUAAGAUAAACUUUCUGAUAAAACUGUAGGAUGUUCUUAUCGCUGUUUAAUAUAUUUUAGUCCAAGAAUAAAUAGUUUACUUAUAUUUAACAAAAAAUAUAAUUUGUUACUAUACAGAAUGUAAUAAAUGAUGAGAAUUCUGUGAUUUGA
Molecule: messenger RNA, 2485 nt
Organism: Polistes canadensis
Lineage: Eukaryota; Metazoa; Arthropoda; Insecta; Hymenoptera; Vespidae
Gene: Blos2
Product: biogenesis of lysosome-related organelles complex 1 subunit 2
Exons: 2
Coding region: 493-1068 (191 amino acids)
Biological process (GO): endosomal transport; lysosome localization
Cellular component (GO): gamma-tubulin complex; BORC complex; BLOC-1 complex
Molecular function (GO): gamma-tubulin binding
Source: RefSeq, a predicted model, not a curated record